AUUUUGCAGAACAGGAGAGUUAACGCAGCGUGAGAGCGAAGAGAACAAAAACGAAUACAGAUAAUUAGAAUGUGAAUUUAAAAAACAUAGGUUAACCCAAAUAAUAGUGAUUGUAAGUUAACAUCUUCCUUUAUACAUGCCCAUUACUCGUUAUUUUAUCACCUUAAGAUAAUGAGGUGGAGUUUGCUGUUGGUGUUGUUGCUACUGGCGACAUGCGCUGCAAGAAAGAAAAAGCAAUUCUUCCCAAAACAUGAAGUUGGAACGAGAAAAAGUCGCCAUCAUUUCAGUAGCAGCAAAAAUAAACAUUUGAGUCAAAUAUUGAACAAAGCUCAAAGUGUCCAGUAUCCUGAAGACAUCGACUCCUUUCGGAAUAAAUUCGAUGAUGAUGGUUUUAAUCGCGCAGAAAUUGAGAGAAGAACACCCCAACGCGAUGAAAUGGUUGAUUCAAAGGAUUCCACUGAAUUUAACUCUUUUUCUGAUGACCAACCUAUUCUGUGGAGUGAUCCGCGCAGUAUUGACAGUAAGAUAACACGUGUGUCAAAUCUCGAUAAAAAAGGCGGCGAUGGAGAAGAAGCGCCUGAUGGAGCUCCAGCUGUUGAUAUGCCAAAUACCGUGCUUCCCAACCCAAAUAUAUAUGGAGGUUUUCCUGAAAACGAUGUGUGGGGGAAUUUCGAACUACCAGCGCCAAACACUAUCGAUCAUUUGAAGCUAGCUUUAAAGAUGAACCACCACCGACCGAACUAUGCAGGUGAUCAAGCUAGUGACAUGAAUGAUCAGUUGUACGGGUAUGAGCACCAUGCCUUACCAGAAUACGAUGUGUUAGAAACACCACCUUUUCAGGAAGUGAUGUGGCAGAAUGCACAACUACAGCAAGCUCUAAAAGGGGCCAAAAAACCCGGUUGUGCCCCAGGAAUGGGGUCCUGUCCGCCUAUUAACAAUCCAGCUAUGUGCCAAAAUCUUCAGCAAGCAUGCGUGGCUAACGCGCAACACCCAAAAGAUCCAAAGGUGGAUUACGAAGCACCAUGUGCCGAUAAAAUAUUAGAAUUAUUUGGGUGCAAAAAGCCUGCAGAACCGAAUCCGAAUCCGAAACCCAAACCAAAACCGAAACCAAAACCGAAACCGAAGCCAAAACCUAUUCCGAUUAAAGAGAAAAAGCCACCUCCAAAAGAAAAGGAUAAAGAAGCUGAUGAAGGAAAAAGGCCUGGGGAACAAUUAACUUCAGAAGAUAGUGGCUCCAAGUUAACUGAAGAAAAAUUAAAGCAAAUACUAGAAAAGGGAAAAAAUGAAAAGGGUAGUGCAGAGAACUCUAAGGGAUCGAGUGAGACCACAGCAGAGGCGUCAAAAUCUCCUGAAGGCGCAGAAUCCAAUGCAGAGAAUAUAGGUGGAACUGAACAAGUUUCAAAGUUAGCAGAACACACUAAAGCCGCUACAGACACCACGCAAAGUGAUGAUUCCACAAGUACCCAACAAUCAGCUGAUGCAAAUGUGUUAGCGCAAGGACAAGCCCGUCAAGCGUUUAAUAAAGGCGCGAAAACUUCUCCUGAACUAGGCAGAGUUGGUUUAAUGAAUGAAGAACAAUCUAUAGCGUUAAUGACUGCUAUUGGGAAUGAUUUGCAAAAAAGCUUGGCUGAAAAGUUUCAAGGUGAUGUUGAUGACGAAAAAACAAGUGCAAGUGUGACUGAACACAAAAAUGAUGACCACUUGACACCUGACAAAACGGGAGGUGAACUUACAAAAUCUGACAAAGAUAAGGAAGUGAUAUCUUCUUUUGCGACUGACACAAACAAACACGAGACUGAAGGUAAGGAAAUUUCCUUAAAAGACAAAUUAGGGUUAAAAAACUUUUACGACAGUACCAAAAUUUCUGACCAAAACGAACGACGGGUUGAAAAAAAUCACGAGACAAAGGAAUACGUUGAAGCAGAUGAAAAAGAAGUUAAGACAUAUUACUAGUAGGAGCGUUUUUUUUGCAUGAUCACCAUGUUGUUAUGUAGUAUGAUCACCACGCAUGUAGAAUGUAUUCACAUUACGGAAACCCUCCACAAAAAUCAUCAAGUUUCCAGUUUCCAUGCUUGUUAGCGUCUACCGCUCUCAAGUUACCAUUGCCACACCUUGUUACAUUGGUAAUUUGUCACGAACAGCAUGAAAUGUCAAUACCUAAUGGAUGUUUUUGUUCGAGUCGUCUACGCCAGAGAACAGACUGACGGGUUUCUCACUUUUUUUGUAUAGUAUUUUUUAAAGUUGAACAUAAACAACGUUAGGUAAAUUUUAUUUUCAUUUCUUUGUGUUUUAUGUUUUCUAUAUGCCAUGUAUAUAAUACCAUCCAUGCCAAAAGCGGAAAGGGUGUUUUUUUCAUGUCUAAGUAUUUCCGAUAUAGAGAUUCCAAAGAAUUGUGAUUCAUUUCCAGAACGUAUCAUGUUAAACGAUUAUAAGGAAAAUAGAAUAAAAAAGGACGGGCGUUAAGAAAAGGAGGGGCAUUGCAUUGCAGUUAGUCUCCAAACGAAGGUUUGUUAUAAAAACACGAAUCCCGUAUUUAUUAUUAUUUAUUUAUUUAUGACAAUAGCACUUCAGCUUAUUAUGACUUUGUGUUUUCCUUUUGUGGGAAUUUAAGGACACUAAAAAUUUUGGAAGUUUUGGCUCCUUCUUAAGUGUUCCUACAAAAUGUCUUAAAAAAUCUCCUAACACGACUCUUGAUUUUCUGGUUAGUUUUCUAUGGAGAGCCGAGCAUGUUCGUUCUAAAUCUUUUACCUGUGUUCUUAUAUCUUUUUUUAUUAUAAAAAAUCGAAUAGCAUUGAUCAAAUCAGCGAUACCAGUAUGCAUUAAUUGUUGAUAAAAAUAAGUAAUUUUGAAAGGGUUACCCCUAUUCAGUCUGGAGGGGGAAGGGGUGGUGUUUUUUUUUAAUAACUAUUUUUUGC
Molecule: messenger RNA, 2915 nt
Organism: Hydractinia symbiolongicarpus
Lineage: Eukaryota; Metazoa; Cnidaria; Hydrozoa; Anthoathecata; Hydractiniidae
Exons: 4
Coding region: 172-1953 (593 amino acids)
Source: RefSeq, a predicted model, not a curated record